Schistosoma turkestanicum is the source of this 850-nucleotide messenger RNA. NCBI's taxonomy places the organism in Eukaryota, Metazoa, Platyhelminthes, Trematoda, Strigeidida, Schistosomatidae. The record is from the annotation of a GenBank genome assembly.
AUGCGUACUUCUAGUGGUCGUAUCGUUCGACCGCCACCAUCUCGUGGUUCACAAGAUCUAUGCUUAUCAUCAUUUUCAGAAGAUUAUCAUUCAAAAUAUAAUAAUAAUUCAAUUGAACGUAAACAUUCUCAACAACGGAAAACUAAAUCAACUAUAUAUCGUUCAAAAAAUAAUAUACAUUCUGUAAAUAAAUUCUAUUCUAAGCAUAGAAAACGAACUCAUCGAUCAAAAACCAUGAUAAGAAAAUUAUCGAAUUCCACAGAAGAUUUAUCACAACAUACAACAUCAUCAUCAUCAUCACUUCGACGUAGUGCACGUAAACGUAAAUUGAUUUCUAGUUUUAGUCAUUUUUAUGGAUCAUCUGAAGGAAAUGAUGAAUCCGAUUGAUGAUGAUGACCACAAUGAUAUUGAAGCUUGUUAAUCAAUCACUCAGUGUGUUCAUUGAUACACACAUCACAUCACAUCACAUGAAAAUUGGAAACGAGAACAUGAUUUUGUUUUUCCUGUAAAUUGUGUCUCUAUUUUCUCCUUUCUUUUCUCGCCCUCUCUCUCUCUCUCUCUCACUGUUCCUCACAUUAAAAUCAGUUUUGGGCAGCAUGUGUAGAUAUAUUUUCCACUCCACUCCACUCCCCUUCCUUUCCCUUCCACUUGCUCAGUCGGAUUGAAAACUAACUGAUAAUGUUCAACCUGUCCAAUGUAAUUUAAAAAUAACCCAUUUAUUAUAAUAAUAAUAAUAUUUGUGUUUUUAAGAACUGUGAUUGUUAAUAUAUAUACAUACAACAUUCUGUCGGAUCACUUCUCUUUUAUUCUUGACAAAAAAUUUUUUUAAUAUAAAUACACUUUUCUAGUC